AUGUUGAAUUCAUUGAAGAAGGAGAGCCUCAAUACUAUCCCCCUCAUCCUUGAUGAAUAUCUUAAGCAAGUAUCCCUUAGUGGCCAAACCAGCAUGGUUGCUGAAGAUUUCAUCAGAACCCAUGCAUCAGAUGACCUCUCCUUCACUAGUCCAUCUCAACCAAGUGCUACUGAUCUUCGUAAUAGAAUAUUCAAGACCAUCAGACGUUUUGAAGGUAAAAUACAUCGUCAAGACCCAUUGCUAUCUUUAAGUAUUUCUGAUGUGGAAGAUGACGAGGAUGGUUUAUUAAUAGGUAGUUUGGCAAAUGUAAGCGGGCGAGCUAAUCAUUUUCGCGAUGGCUCACUUACACCACCUACUUCAUCGUCACCUAGCAUUGGUAGUGGCGCUGCUGCUGGUAAUACUUCUCCAGGCUCGGAGGAAGAUGAUGAAGAGGAGGAAGAUGAGCUGGAGGAUUUUUUUGUACGAGAUGACAAAGAUUCUGCUUCUAAACUAUCCAACAAACGCAAACAUAGCAAUUCUGAUAGUCCGUCCUUCGACGACUGUGCUCAUGACAAUCAAAUUGGCCCUCUUAUUGGUUCAAUAAUGAAGAAUAGCUUAACUAGAGAUUCUCUUGAAUUGUGUGAGACGCGCGAAUCAGGCAUCGAUGAUGGUAUACCCGGCAUUUCGGUCUCUGAUACUCCGGAUUUUCAG
This is a messenger RNA of Protopolystoma xenopodis, 690 nucleotides long. NCBI's taxonomy places the organism in Eukaryota, Metazoa, Platyhelminthes, Monogenea, Polystomatidea, Polystomatidae. The record is from the annotation of a GenBank genome assembly.